This is a messenger RNA of Prunus dulcis (almond), 531 nucleotides long. RefSeq lists its product as uncharacterized. The transcript has 2 exons. Gene Ontology annotation, biological process: protein transport. The record is from RefSeq and is a predicted model, not a curated record. Bases 1 to 531 code for a protein of 176 amino acids. Lineage: Eukaryota; Viridiplantae; Streptophyta; Magnoliopsida; Rosales; Rosaceae.
AUGAAGCUACUGACCAAGCUCUUCAGCAGCGGUUUCAACUCCUCUGAAUGCAAAGAGACGGUGGAGACUGUGGUGGUGAAAGCGCGAUUCUUGCAAAAGAAGAAACAAGAUGAGGUGGCGAAGAUGAAGAGCGACAUAGCGGGUCGCCUUCGCGCCGGGGAAGACCCCAUUGCCGGCCCUGCUCAUGUCCUGAUCAAACGGGUGAUAAGAGAGCAGAACGUUUCGGUUGCGUACGAAUUCAUUGAGGCCUUCUGCGAUUUGGUUGUGGACAGAAUCUCGACCAUCAAAGAGGGAAUGUCCAGAGAGCUUAAAAGAAGGGAUAAGAAGAAAUAUGGAAAGAAUUUUGUCUCUGCAGCUACGAACAUACGACCCAAUUGUGGUGUGGAUCUCAUGAUGAUUAAGAAGCUUGCAGAUACAAAUCCUCAAGGUGACGAAAAACUAAAAAUUGUGCAAGAAAUAGCCGAUCAAUACAGUAUUAAUGGAUGGGUAGAUAUUGCAGGAAACAACUGCAAUGCUUUGGUCAAAGUAUAG